This is a messenger RNA of Salarias fasciatus (jewelled blenny), 1767 nucleotides long. RefSeq names its product cholinergic receptor, muscarinic 3b (gene chrm3b). Gene Ontology annotation, biological process: G protein-coupled receptor signaling pathway, coupled to cyclic nucleotide second messenger; chemical synaptic transmission; adenylate cyclase-inhibiting G protein-coupled acetylcholine receptor signaling pathway. Gene Ontology annotation, cellular component: plasma membrane; synapse; dendrite. The record is from RefSeq and is a predicted model, not a curated record. Gene Ontology annotation, molecular function: G protein-coupled serotonin receptor activity; G protein-coupled acetylcholine receptor activity. NCBI's taxonomy places the organism in Eukaryota, Metazoa, Chordata, Actinopteri, Blenniiformes, Blenniidae.
AUGGAAACUCCUCACAACGCAGGAGGGUUCCACCCCAAGUCCAGAGUCCUGAGGCUGGACAGGAAGCGCAGCAGCUCUGUCCAGAAGCUGUCCCUCUCUGUGGACGGAGGUUGGAAGCAGCAGAAUGCGAGUCAUUACUCGAGGCAAAGAGCGAACUUCAGUAAUUCACCAGCGAACACGACGCUGGAGCCGCCCUCAGAGGAGUUUGAUCCUUUAGGAGGACACACUGUCUGGCAGGUCAUCAUCAUCGUCUUCCUCACUGGAUCCCUCUCUCUCGUCACUGUUGUUGGAAACAUCCUCGUUUUGGUGUCGUUCAAGAUCAACAAGGCUCUGAAGACAGUGAACAACUAUUACCUGCUGAGCCUGGCCUUCGCUGACUUAACGAUCGGCACGCUGUCCAUGAACCUGUACACCACCUACAUCAUCAUGGACCAGUGGGCCCUGGGGCCGGUGGUCUGUGACCUGUGGCUGGCUAUAGACUACGUAGCCAGCAACGCCUCAGUGAUGAACCUGCUGGUCAUUAGCUUUGAUAGGUAUUUCUCUGUGACCAGACCUUUGACCUACCGGGCAAAACGGACCACAAAGCGAGCCAUGACCAUGAUCGGACUGGCCUGGUCCAUCUCUUUCAUUCUUUGGGCCCCAGCCAUUCUGUUCUGGCAGUACAUCGUUGGUGAACGGACAGUCCAGCCAAAUGAGUGCUACAUCCAAUUUUUGUCUGAGCCAAUCAUCACAUUCUGCACUGCCAUCGCUGCAUUCUACUUACCUGUGACUAUCAUGGCAUUUCUGUUUUGGAAGAUCUACCAGGAGACAGAGAAGAGAAAUAAGGAUGUUCAAGGACUGAAGGGAUCUGGGGCAGGAAACAAGUCGAACCAAGCUCAGAAUCAGGGGACUGAUGGUGGGAGAUCGAGUGGAGAAGGCAGGACAAACAGCCAGAAGAAUUCAUCAGCCAUGCUCCGUCAGAUGAGCUCACAGAGCUGCAGCAGUUAUGAAAUGAACCAACAGACCGUGGAGAGCAAGGACAGCGUGAGUCUAGGAGGACCAGCAGGGCCAGCAGGGCCAGCAGGGCCAGGAAGAUGUGGGUCCUGCUGCCUCCGGUUUGAAGCUCUUAUACCUGGACGACAAGCUUCAAAGAAGUCCUUCAACACCACCAUGUCGACGGUGGGAGAGGGAGACCAGAGCAGCUGUGACAGUCUGAACAAUAAUGAAGUCACUGGGGAUCCGUCCGGGUCCGAUGCCGAAGGGGAAGGCGCAGACUCACCAGGCUCUCCAACAGAUGCUAAGAAAUCUGAAAAGGCAAAGAAAAGCAACAGAAAACAACCAUCAUCAACCAACAAAAGUCAGAAAGGGUCCCUGGCUGAUCAGCCCCCCUCUGGCAUCACCAUGAAGGAUGCAGCCAUGGCCAAACGCUUCGCUUCGAAAGCCAAGACAGAAAUCAACAAGCGCAAGAACGAGAAAAAGGCAAACGAGAAGAAAGCGGCUCGGACGCUCAGCGCCAUCCUCUUUGCCUUCAUCACCACGUGGCUGCCGUACAACAUCAUGGUGCUGGUCAACACCUUCUGCCAGGACUGCAUCCCUGGAACCCUGUGGGCUCUGGGCUACUGGCUGUGUUACGUCAACAGCACAGUCAAUCCCAUGUGCUACGCGCUCUGCAACAAGACCUUCAGGACCACGUUCCGAGACAUCCUGAUGUGUCAGUGGAACCGGAAGAACAAGCCACAGUUUCCGCAGAGGCAGGCGGUCGCCUACCGGAAGAAAGAGCCAAUCUAG